AUGGAUCACCUUUGCGAUCUCGACUUGUCCGCCCUCAUCCUGCUGGCCCCUACGCCAACCCCAGCAGAGGAGCGCCCUUGUGCUGAUCACAUAGCUCCCCUUCCUUCCAUAUUGGACUAUGCCACUAUGCCAUAUACCCAUGCUGCUCUAUACCUUCUCAAAUGCCUCAUGUUAUCAUGCGCUAGGGCUCGCCCUUCGAUCACGAAUUGUGACUUCAGCUGUAUGCCCUAG
Peniophora sp. CBMAI 1063 is the source of this 231-nucleotide messenger RNA. NCBI's taxonomy places the organism in Eukaryota, Fungi, Basidiomycota, Agaricomycetes, Russulales, Peniophoraceae. The record is from the annotation of a GenBank genome assembly.